This is a messenger RNA of Notolabrus celidotus (New Zealand spotty), 355 nucleotides long. RefSeq names its product CD59 glycoprotein-like. The transcript has 4 exons. The record is from RefSeq and is a predicted model, not a curated record. The annotation marks the transcript as partial. NCBI's taxonomy places the organism in Eukaryota, Metazoa, Chordata, Actinopteri, Labriformes, Labridae.
GCUGAGAGUCAUUUUCUUCAGAUCAGAGACGCGACGUGUUCUUUCAGUCAUGAUGAAGAGCUCUGUGUUGUUCCUCCUCACUGUCAGCUUUGCCAUGUUUGGAUUUGGCCUCUCUCUGCAGUGUUACUCCUGCCCUGGCGGAACCAGCAACUGUGAAGUCAAAAGGGAGUGCAUCGGAGGUGAAGACAGCUGCCUCAAACUCACCAGCGGUGAACAGACCCACACUGCAUGUAUGAGGUACUCAGACUGUGACUUCAUGACUCUGGCUGUCAGAUACUCCGUCCCUGACUUCGCCUUCUCCUGCUGUCAGUCAGAACUCUGCAACGGUGAAAAAAAAAGUGUGAUUCAGAAAAUA